GAAUUCCGAAGUUUAUUUCUGGCCUUCUUCAUUUGAAAUGCCAUCUAUAGCAAGAAAAACAUGAGUUUCAUAGAAUUAGAAACUUUUGGCACUUGCUUUGCAGAGCCGGAACUGAAUGAGCCUGGCCGCAGACGUUACAUGACGUUUGGCAACACCGCUGGCAAUGUUGGCCAGCAGGGAAUCAACUCGGGAAAUGUUAAUGUCGGAACUCAAUGGAACGGUGGCUACGGCGGCCACUACUACGGCAACUACUACGGCCGACGAGAAACAGAGCUGGAGGAGCCUGGCCGACGUCAGAUGAGCUUUGGCGGUACCGGUGGCAAUGUUGGCCAACAGGGAACUAACUCGGGGAAUGUUGCCGUUGAACAUCAAUGGAACGGCAAACGUCAGAUGACCUUUGACAACACCGCUGGCAGUGUUGGUCAACAGGGACCUAACUCGGGGAAUGUUGCUGUUGGACAUCAAUGGAACGGCAAACGUCAGAUGACCUUUGGCAACACCGCUGGCAAUGUUGGCCAACAGGGAACUAACUUGGGGAUGGUUGUUGUUGGAAGUCAAUUGAACGGCCGAAAAUGAAAAAAAAAACAUUUC
This is a messenger RNA of Orbicella faveolata, 591 nucleotides long. RefSeq lists its product as uncharacterized. Lineage: Eukaryota; Metazoa; Cnidaria; Anthozoa; Scleractinia; Merulinidae. The record is from RefSeq and is a predicted model, not a curated record.